Molecule: messenger RNA, 1032 nt
Organism: Didymodactylos carnosus
Lineage: Eukaryota; Metazoa; Rotifera; Eurotatoria; Philodinida; Philodinidae
Source: the annotation of a GenBank genome assembly
AUGUUCUAUCACGUUUUUAUAUUACUUUUAAUUUUAUAUUCUGCAAUCGAUGUACGAAGCACAUAUAAUCGUUAUCGUCGACAAAUUUCUAAUGGAGGGAUAACAAAUACAGGUAUAAGACAAGGACCAGGUUCACCAUUUCCAGGUUUAAAUAACAAAAAUGUCGGUGAACAACAGAGACCGUCGGACUAUUCUGCAAAUUCGAAAAGUAGUAAUCAAUGGCAAUAUUUUGAAAUGAGCGAUCCACCACAAACAUUUAAUCCUGCAUAUAAUGCGCAACAACAGAUAAAUGAAAACAAUUCUCCACAAACCUCUGAUUCUCUACAACAACAAAAACCCAUAAUUCACGGUCAACUACAAGCUUCAAAUGAUCGUAAUUUUCAAUAUCAACAACGAAUGAAUCAACAGAAUAGCUAUCAAACUUUUCUCAAUAACAAUGCUCAAAAACUACAAUAUGGCAAUAACAAUAACAAAGCACCUUCUCCAGAAUUUUAUCAACCGGGUAAUAUUCAUAUGUCUGAAUUUGUCCCGAAUGACUGGCUUGAUAAUGAAAAUAAAGAAUGGUUUCCAAGUAAUGGCUUCUAUGCUGGUGAUCUACCGAGUUUGACGAGCAAUAUAGAAAAUUUUAGAACAAGUACUGAUCAACUUUUCACUUCAAAAUUAGCAAAAUAUUUUCGAUCUAGGGGAAAGAAAUCAUAUUCAAAAUAUGAGAUUGCUAAUGGACGUGAAACAGUUUGUACACAUUUAUACGACUUUGAUGGAUCCUCUUAUAAAUUUGGUUAUUUCCCUUGUCCUCUACCAGACACUGAUCCUUCGACAAUGUUUUGUUGUGGGCAAAAGAAUCGUCAGUAUUGUUGUAAUAUACAAGAACGCAAUAUUGAACAAUGGUUCAGACGGUACGGUUAUACUGGUGAAUGGUUAAAAAAAUCUGAACGGAAACAAACACAAUCAAAAACAGUUAUUUUAGCUAUAGUAUUACCAGUAUUAGCUGUUUUAUUACUCCUAGCGCUAGGGUUGUUGAUUUUCUCCUGA